AUGCACCAACAAGACCGAGACGCUCACCGUGGGCGGCUAAUCGCCACGGUCGCUGCAACCGUCAUCUCCCUGGCUUGCGGCACAAAUUAUGUCUAUUCCGCAUGGGCGCCCCAGUUCGCCGAGAGGCUUCGGCUCUCGACCACCGAGAGCAACUUGAUCGGCCUCUUCGGCAACCUAGGCAUGUACACGCUCGGCAUCCCCAUCGGCAUGUUUGUGGAUGAGCGUGGAUCGAGGCCUGCUGUUCUCGCCGGCGCCUUUCUCCUGGCCAUUGGCUAUGCCCCCCUCUGCAUCUCCUUUGAGAAAGCCGCGGGCUCGGUCCCUGUGCUCUGCUUCUUCUCCUACCUGACCGGCCUGGGCGGCUGCAUGGCCUUUGCAGGUGCUGUCAAGACAUCUGCGCUCAACUGGCCGACACAUCGAGGCACGGCUACGGCAUUUCCUUUGGCGGCUUUCGGACUCAGCGCCUUCUUCUUCUCCUUCGUCGGAGCCGUCUUCUUCCCGGGGAGCACCAGCUCCUUUCUGAUGCUGCUGGCAUGGGGCGCCUUUGGUCUUACUUUCUCGGGCUACUUCUUCUUGAAGGUAUUCCCUCGUGUUUCCUACCAGGAGGUGCCCAGCGAGGCGUCGGAGUCACAACCGCCUGCUCGACAGAGGGCGCGCAGCAUGACCGAACCCGGUACGUCAUCCAACCCCGAUGCCGUAAAUCCAAGUCCAGGCACAUCCUCCCGGGCCUCUCCCGCAUCCGACGCCAGUCGCGCCGCCAUCUCCAGUGACACCGAAGAUGGUGAUGAUGCCCUGCUUCAUGAGACAUUGCCCUUGAUACCCGAUGUUGUCACCGCCGACAUAAUUGGGGGCGCUAGUGUUGAUCAAGACGUGUCUCAUCGAGUAGAUAUACGAGGAUGGAAGCUGUUGUUCUGCCUGGACUUUUGGCAGCUAUUCGCCAUCAUGGCCAUCCUCGCUGGAACUGGCCUCAUGACUAUCAAUAAUAUUGGAAAUGAUGCCAACGCUCUUUGGAGACAUUAUAACCCCUCGGUCGAUGAGCCGUUUCUGGUCAGCCAUCAGCAAAUCCACGUGUCCAUUCUCUCUGUCUUCAACUUCGUAGGACGACUGCUGAGCGGCAUUGGUUCGGAUUAUCUGGUAAAAAGUCUCCAUGCCAGCCGCAUCUGGUGCCUCGCCGUCGCUUGUGGCAUCUUUCUUCUGGCUCAAGUUUGCGCUCUGCAGAUUGAGAUGCCUCAAAAACUGGUGUUCGUUUCGGGCCUUUCCGGCUUGGCGUAUGGCGGCCUGUUCGGCGUCUUCCCCUCCAUCGUGGCGGAGACGUUUGGCAUUCGCGGGCUGAGCCAGAACUGGGGAUUCAUGAUGCUGGCGCCCGUUGCCUCUGGAAACGUGUUCAACCUGCUGUAUGGAAGGAUCUACGAUCACCACAGCGUCGUCGAGCCUGAUGGCACGAGAUCCUGCGACGACGGCAUCGCAUGUUACCGUACGGCUUAUGCGGUUACCUCGACCGCGUGCGCUCUUGGAUUGUUCAUCACCUUGUACAUCAUUCACUACCAGAGGGUUCGGUAUCUGAAAGCAAAGGACAAGUUAGAGGAGGAAGACUAA
Trichoderma reesei QM6a is the source of this 1593-nucleotide messenger RNA. RefSeq lists its product as uncharacterized. The record is from RefSeq and is a predicted model, not a curated record. Bases 1 to 1593 code for a protein of 530 amino acids. Lineage: Eukaryota; Fungi; Ascomycota; Sordariomycetes; Hypocreales; Hypocreaceae. Gene Ontology annotation, molecular function: transmembrane transporter activity. Gene Ontology annotation, biological process: transmembrane transport. The transcript is spliced from 4 exons. Gene Ontology annotation, cellular component: membrane.